This is a messenger RNA of Paramuricea clavata, 1097 nucleotides long. The record is from the annotation of a GenBank genome assembly. Lineage: Eukaryota; Metazoa; Cnidaria; Anthozoa; Malacalcyonacea; Plexauridae.
UAUCAUAAUGACUAUACAACAUGGAAGCAGGAAAUCGAGCUGUUGACGAAGGUUACAGGUUUGGGCAAGGCAAAGCAAGGCAUUGCGGUUUGUUUAACGCUUGAUGGCAAAGCAAAAGAAGUUGGAUUAGAAUUAGGAAACGAUCUCGGCGGCGAAGACGGACUUGGUCAAUUGUUAAGGAAGCUUGAUACGUUAUUUCUCAAGGCCACUACUGAAAGUGAUUACGAGGCGUAUAAAAAUUUUGAUACUGUUAGAAAAAAACCUAGUACAAGUAUGACAGAAUACAUUGUAGACUUUGAUUCACUUUACACCAAGAUCAAAAAGAGAGAGAUGGUUUUACCAGAAGCUGUUCUUGCCUUUAAAUUAUUGGACAGGGCAGGCUUGACUGAAAAUCAACGACAAUUAGCACUAACUGCUUGUUCCGACCUGAAAUAUAAAGCAUGAAGUCUACACUAAAAAGAAUUUUUGGUGUUGCAUUUGCAGACAGUGCCAGCGGUGUGACAGGAGAUGAAGCAAUCUCGGUGAAACAAGAAGCAAUGUAUUCAGCAAGCAAUAGAACCCAAGUUAGAACAUCCCUGAUAAAAUAUCGAUCUAAUCGUAAAACAAAUCCGUUAAACCGAUUUGGUCAACCAACUAGAUGUAGAAUUUGUCAGUCAAUUUUUCACUAUGCUACAAACUGCCCUGAGAAAAGUGAGAGAGUUCAUUUAUCAGAGGAUGUACCACCAUCUGAAGAGGGUGUGGAAUCAGUAAAUAUCACAUUGUUGCCCCAAAGUGAGAUAUUGAUAGCCGAGUCAUAUGGCACUGCGAUACUUGAUACAGCUUGCACAAAAACUGUCUGUGGAAAGUCGUGGCUGCAGAACUUUGUUGAGAAGGAUGGUAAAGUGUUAUCAACUCAGAAAAGUCAUAGACCUUUCAAGUUUGGUCAUGAAUCAUUAAUAUACUCUGACAAAGUAGUUACAAUUGCAGCAAAAAUUGGGAAAACAAAUUGCAAAAUAAAAGUGGAGGUGGUACCGAUUGAACUGCCCUUACUGUGCCUCACCCAAAGUACUAAGAAACGCCUUAGAAACUGGUACAUUGUUUGCAUAAAUAAAUGUUAA